AGGAAUUGUUCAGGCAGAGACCGCCCAAAUAGAAAACACAUGCUAUUUCCCCUCCGCCUGACCAACUUGGCAUUCGGAGUCCAAGUUCACAGGAGAGGGGGUGGGCCUCUCCUCUCCGGGGCAGGAACUGGAGUCAGAGGCUUUCUCUGCAACGGGUUCAGAGACAAGAGCAGUAGGAAUGCCCUGCAGCGCCUGGGUUUCUGAAGCGUCUCCCUUGGAAAAGUCCGACCGCCGCUCGCCCUCACCCCUGCAAGAAUCCGGAUGCAGACCAAGUUCAGCAGCACGCGGGACAUGCUGGAUGCCGAUGGAGACACCACCAUGAGCUUGCAUCCUCGAACCUCUACCACAACCCAGCGGCCAGAGCCUGGCCCCCCAGAGCACCAGCCUCCCUCUUCUGCUUGGCGUCCCGUGGCCCUGACCCUGCUGACUCUGUGUUUGGUGCUGCUGAUUGGCCUGACAGCUCUGGGGCUUGUGUUUUUUCAGUUCUACCAGCUCUCCAACACUCAGCAAGACAGCAUUUCUCAAAAGGAAGAAAGGUUGGGGAAUCUCUCCCAACAGCUGCAAUCUCUCCAAACCCAGAACAGGAAGCUUGCAGAAACUCUCCACCAUGUGGCUGAAAAACUCUGUCGUGAGCUCUAUAACAAAACUGGAGAGCACAGAUGCAGCCCUUGUCCAGAAAAAUGGAAGUGGCAUGGGGACAAGUGCUACCAAUUCUAUAAAGAAAGCAAGAGUUGGCAGGGCUGUGAAUAUUUCUGCAUUGCCGAGAACUCAACCAUGCUGAAGAUAAACACACAAGAAGUUCUGGAGUUUGCCAUGCCUCAGAGCUACUCUGAGUUUUUCUACUCUUAUUGGACAGGGCUAUCCCGCAGUAGCAGCAGCAAAGCUUGGCUGUGGAUGGAUGGAGCCCCUUACUCCUCUGAACUGUUUGAGAUUAUAAUAGACAUCACCAGCCUAAGAAACAGGGACUGCGUGACCAUCCUCAAUGGAAAGGCUUUCUCCAAAGACUGCAGGGAGUUGAGGCGGUGUGCAUGCGAAAGAACGGCGGCUGCAGUGAAGCUGCAGAGGCUCUAGGAGCCUCUCUGAGCUGGGACGUGGGGCGGAUGAUUCCCCAGCAACAGCCACAACUGCAAGCUCCCUUCAGAGAAACUGAAGAUUUUGUUUUGCGGAACAAAAUUCCAUCUCUUUGGGUGCACCUGGUGAUCUCAGUUCUUAUUUUCUUCCAUUGAAUCCCUGUUUAUACCUUCCAGGUACUGACUAUUUAAUAAUAAUAAAUGUAACUAAUGUGAA
Phacochoerus africanus (Common warthog) is the source of this 1287-nucleotide messenger RNA. It is a transcript of the gene CLEC1A, whose product is annotated as C-type lectin domain family 1 member A. The record is from RefSeq and is a predicted model, not a curated record. The coding region runs from base 262 to 1071 and encodes 269 amino acids. The transcript has 6 exons. Lineage: Eukaryota; Metazoa; Chordata; Mammalia; Artiodactyla; Suidae.